This is a messenger RNA of Meyerozyma guilliermondii ATCC 6260, 2052 nucleotides long. RefSeq names its product pseudouridine synthase (gene PUS7). The record is from RefSeq and is a predicted model, not a curated record. Lineage: Eukaryota; Fungi; Ascomycota; Pichiomycetes; Serinales; Debaryomycetaceae. The coding region runs from base 1 to 2052 and encodes 683 amino acids. The transcript has a single exon. Gene Ontology annotation, biological process: pseudouridine synthesis. Gene Ontology annotation, cellular component: nucleus. Gene Ontology annotation, molecular function: pseudouridine synthase activity; RNA binding.
AUGACAGAAAGUGUUAACAGUGGUAAGAGAGCCUCAGAAGCUGCUCCUUCAAUUGACCACAAGAGGGUGAAAAUUGACCGAACUGGCAAAGUUGUAGAAGAAAAACAAGUCGGAAUAACUCAAUACAUAAAUGAGGAAAACCGCAGUGGUGGUUUCUAUGGCUCCAUCAAGCAGCGUUAUUGUGAUUUUUUGGUGAACGAAAUCGAUUUAAGCAACAAUGUUGUUCAUCUUGUUGAUGAAGGUAUCAAUUUAGGAAAGACAAAACGGGAAAGAAACCUCGAAAAAAGACAGGAAGAGAGAUCAGAACUCCAAGGAAAGACAGCGGAGGAAGUGGAACGUAUAAAGGAACAGAAAAAGCAAGAACUUGAACAGCAACCCAAAUAUGAGCUUUCUUCAGAGGACAAAGAAAAAUUGCUUAAACUUAUAACAGAAGCCGAAUUGAAUCAAAUCGAGCUGCUUUUCAAUUCUGGAGACAAAAUGGAGACCCAAACAAAAUUUGAAGACAAGCAGACCCGUACAACUUUACAUCAAUUGCUUCGACAAGCAUUCCAGUCCAAAUUGGAGACGGUUACAACACCUGAAAACACCUUCAGAAUUGCACUUGCUCGUAAUAACUCAGCAAGAAGAAGAAACCCACAAGAGAGCAUCAACCACGUCGAUGAAAACGGGGUGGUAAACUACGGAUUGGGACCUUUCAAAAAUUAUCUUCAUUUCACAGUAUAUAAGGAGAACAGAGAAACCAUGGAAGUUGCAUCCACUAUUUCUAAAUUUCUCAGGAUUCCAUCAAAAAACAUUGGUUAUGCUGGUACCAAGGACCGUCGUGGUGUGACAUGUCAAAGGUUUUCGAUUCUGAAAGGUAAAGUUGCCCGAGUUUCUUCACUUAAUAAAGGUUUGAAAAAUGUUGUCUUGGGAGGAUUUACUUAUGAGGAUUUACCCUUGGGUCUUGGAGACUUGAAGGGAAACGAGUUUGUUAUUACUAUCCGGGACGUUAAACCGUUCAAUGACAAGGACAGCGUUGAGACCAUCAUAGAGAAAUGUUUUAAUUCGUUGCAACAAAAAGGUUUCAUCAAUUACUACGGUAUGCAAAGAUUUGGUACUUUUUCAAUCUCCACCCACGAGCUCGGUAUAAAGAUUCUACAGGAAGACUGGAAGGGAGCCGUGGACCUUGUGUUAUCGGAACAGGAAAUCGUGGCCCCUGAAUCGAUCGACGCAAGAGCUUGUUGGGCAGAAACCCGUAAUCCAUCGUUGACUUUGAAAAAGAUGCCUCGUCGAUGCACUGCCGAGUACUCGAUUUUGAGUGUUUUAGAAAAAGAGAGGCUUGACAAAAACGAAGAUUAUGGUUCGAACUCCUAUUUCAAGAGUAUUAUGGCCAUUCCUCGCAAUUUGCGCAUCAUGUAUGCUCACGCCUAUCAGUCAUAUAUCUGGAACUUGGUUGUAUCCAAACGUUUCGAAAUGUUUGGCAUGGACGUUCAGGUUGGAGAUUUGGUUUUGGUUCAAAACGAGGCCCCAGCUCAGGAGAAGGAUGUUGAUGGUGAAGACUUCGAGGAAGAUGUUGUAACGUCCAAAUUUGUGAGAGCCAGGCCACUUACAGAGGAGGAUAUUGCAGCCUCAACUUACACAAUUUACGACAUUGUACUCCCAACUCCUGGGUUUGAUAUCUUGUAUCCCACGAACGAAAAGUUGAUGCAAGUCUACACCGAAGUGAUGGCCAAAGAUGGACUUGAUCCGCUAAAAAUGAAUCGCCGUGUGCGUGAAUUUUCACUUGCUGGUUCUUACAGACACAUUAUGGGCAAACCUACAAAUCUUUCAUAUAAGAUUGUCAAGUACGAUGAUCCCAAUGAGCCCAUGGUGAGGACUGACUUGGAAUUGACUCGGUUGAAAAAAGAUGGUGAGGAAAACGUCGCUAGAGAAAUUGACCAUCAAGAAGGUGAGCGCACUGGAGUUGUUUUGACGAUGCAAUUACCUGUCAGCUCGUAUGCCACAAUGGCACUUCGGGAGUUCAUGAAAGCAGACACUUCUAGGUUCGGUGAUGUUUUUAGUUCUGGCAAGUGA